AUGCACACAUCCACCACCCUCGCCCUCCUCGCCGCCGCGGCCACAGCAAACGCCGCCUCCGGCACCGGCACGACGACGCGGUACUGGGACUGCUGCAAGCCGUCGUGCGCCUGGACUGGCAAGGCGUCCGUCACGGCCCCCGUCACGACCUGCGACGCCAACGACUCGCCCCUGACCGACCCCGACGCGAAGUCGGGCUGCGACGGCGGCACCGCCUACACGUGCUCCAACUAUUCGCCUUGGGCCGUCAGCGACACGCUGGCGUACGGCUUCGCGGCCACUUCCAUCUCGGGCGGGACCGAGAGCAGCUGGUGUUGCGCUUGCUACCAACUAGAGUUCACCUCGGGCGCCGUAGCCGGCAAGACCAUGAUAGUGCAGUCGACCAACACGGGCGGCGACCUCGGGUCCAACCAAUUCGACAUCCUGAUGCCGGGCGGCGGCGUCGGGCUCUUUGACGGGUGCAAGUCCGAGUUCGGCACCUCGCUGCCGGGCGAGCAGUACGGCGGCGUCUCGUCCCGGUCCGACUGCACCUCGUCGUCCAUGCCCGCGGAGCUGCAGGCCGGCUGCGAGUGGCGCUUCGACUGGUUCGAGGGCGCCGAUAACCCCGGCGUCACCUUCUCGCAGGUCGAGUGCCCGGCUGCUAUUACGGCGAUUUCGGGGUGCACGAGGAGUGACGACGGGAGUUUCCCGGCUGCUUCUUCGUAG
This is a messenger RNA of Anthostomella pinea, 705 nucleotides long. The record is from the annotation of a GenBank genome assembly. Lineage: Eukaryota; Fungi; Ascomycota; Sordariomycetes; Xylariales; Xylariaceae.